Messenger RNA from Phaeodactylum tricornutum CCAP 1055/1, 1650 nucleotides. RefSeq lists its product with no specific name. Gene Ontology annotation, cellular component: mitochondrion. The record is from RefSeq and is a predicted model, not a curated record. The transcript is spliced from 2 exons. Gene Ontology annotation, biological process: carnitine biosynthetic process. NCBI's taxonomy places the organism in Eukaryota, Bacillariophyta, Bacillariophyceae, Surirellales, Neidiaceae. Bases 1 to 1650 code for a protein of 549 amino acids. Gene Ontology annotation, molecular function: oxidoreductase activity.
AUGGUUCGUCCGAGUCUACGGUCCGAUCUUUCCGUAAGUUUGCUUCGCAAAUGCUGCGCCUCCAAUCGGCGGAUACCGGGCAACCUCAUUUCAGUGUUCCAGUCUUCCCUGACGCCUUCGAGACUCACGCGCGGAAGCAGGGCUUUCUCAAUCCGGCCUGCGAUUGGAUCAGCUCUCGCCAUUUGCCAGUCUUCCGCACCGCGAGUUUCCUUUUCGGCCGGGAAACUUUUUGAGUAUGCGAGUCACAAAGGCAUCGGACCCAAAAGUGGCUCCUCACGUUCCGACACGGUACGCCUUUUUUCCUUGGAAACGCGCAGGACGGUCUUGAUCAACGAGGACGGAUUUAAAGUUCACGUUUCUUAUCGAGGCGAACAGUCGAGUUUUGACGCUUCUUGGUUGUGGCACAACGAUCCUAGCUACGUGCACCCAUCGUCGGGUCAACGACUGCGGUCGUCUCCGUGGACGGGGUUGGGUCGUGCAAUCGAAUCGGCAUGUAUCGUUACAGAGAAAAGGGCACAGUCGGAAGCAUCGGAAGGGAUUGUCAUCCCCAGUGCGGCUCCACUGGGAAGUCUGCAUCCGAUCGGUAACUUAUACCAAGGCCCCAUUGUCCAAAUGGAUGCCUCGUCACGGCUAUUGCUACGAAUUCUAUGGAAAAAGACCCCGAUCGAUGAUCCUUCUACUUUGGCACCCAUAUCUUUCUUUGACAUGAAUUGGCUUUGGCGGUGCCGAUACGAUGCUACUGCUUCGGAGCGUUGCCUGCAAGAGACACAAAUACGGAAAGAACACGCUUUGAGUCGAACUUCCACUCUACGGAACGUAUUAUUCGAUGGCCUCCUACUGACCAAUCAACCCGCCGAUAUGGAUAAUGCUCGUUAUGACAUUCUUGACGCUGUUGUCCAUGACGGUGCGGUUAUUGUCGCUCAAACUCCCGACACCCUGGACCAACACGAAACAACAGUAGGCUACGUAGGUCACAGCUUGUCGGGAGGGGGUUUGUCCCACGGGCAACUGUACGGCGAUAUCUUUCACGUUGAGACGGCACACAAUGCACACAAUUUGGCGUACACUUCAGUGGCUCUACCACCGCACCAAGAUCUAGCCUAUUAUGAUUCCAAGCCAGGCCUACAGCUUUUACAUUGCGUUGCCAACACCGCCGACGUGUUGGGCGGUGAGUCGGUACUGGUCGACGCUGUUGCAGCGGCACAAGAGCUACGCAACCUUGCACCCGACCACUUCGAAGCAUUGACAAAAUGCCCGGCGACUUUUUUGAAGCAACGGGAAGGAGCCGAUAUGGUCUACCGACGAACGCACGUGGAGCAAGAUUCCACCGGAUCUGUUGUCGCUGUCCAUUGGAGUCCACCAUUUCAAGGACCGCUGUGCAUACGUCCCGACUUGGUCGACAACUACUUUGUCGCGUAUGCGGUCUUGGAACGUAUGUUAGAUAAUUCACUGCCGCGCGAUCGAUUCAUCCUACCCAUCGCACCGGAACUGGAACAGUCGUUAAUCGACUACGCACAUGAGUAUACGUGGCAACACCGACUGGAAGAGGGCCAUCUCUUGAUAUUCAACAAUCAGCGUAUGCUGCAUGGGAGGCGAGGAUUCCAAUUGUUGAGUGCCACGGCGGCGCAGAAUGCUUGUGGGAGAGGAUGA